Phalaenopsis equestris is the source of this 2115-nucleotide messenger RNA. RefSeq lists its product as uncharacterized. Gene Ontology annotation, molecular function: hydrolase activity, hydrolyzing O-glycosyl compounds. The record is from RefSeq and is a predicted model, not a curated record. NCBI's taxonomy places the organism in Eukaryota, Viridiplantae, Streptophyta, Magnoliopsida, Asparagales, Orchidaceae.
AAGCCAGCAGGCGAGGAAGCUGCGGCGAGCAAUUUGUAACAUAACAGCAGAUAAAAGCCGGAGGACCGGUCAGGUGACUUCCCCGGGCUGCAGCAAUCCAUGCUUGACUGGUGCAGGCGUGGAAGCUGCGGCGAGCAAUUUGUAGCAUAACAGCAAAUAAAAGCCAGAGGACCGGUCCGGUGACUUCCCGCAGGCUGCUGCAAUCUAUGCUUGACUGGUGAUGCCUUCAGCACAGCAGACGACACUCGAGAAAUCGACUUAUGUUGGUCUCAAGAUAUGCAAAAAAUGACGAACGGUUUUUGUUUGAAUCAUUAUAUCAAAAGGAUCAGGCCAGACAGAGCUCAGAGACCCUGUUACAUCUGAUCCAAGAAGUAAAAUGAAUGCUCCCAAUCCUUUGCUCAUUUUGUUCUACCUCUCAUGUCUCUUUCUCUCUCCAAAUCCAAUCACGGGAACCUUCCGUACCACCGGAGAAGUCGGUGUUCUAUCUACGAGUACGCGGUGGAUCGUAGACCAGAGUGGGCGUCGCGUUAAGCUGGCCUGCGCGAACUGGGCGGCACACUUGGAGCCGGUGGUGGUGGAGGGGCUUGGUAAGCAGGCACUAAAACACAUCGGAGUUCGGUCCAUGGGGUUCAACUGCGUGCGGCUCACUUGGCCCGUCUAUCUCGCUACCAGAGCUUCCGUUUCCUCGCUCACCGUCAACGAAUCCCUCCUCCACCUCGGCCUCGUCGAGUCGGCAAAAGGCAUCGCCUUCAACAAUCCCCAUAUGCUGAACCUAACCCUCAUCGAGGCCUUCAAGGAUGUGGUCUCCAUUCUCGAUCGCCACAACAUCAUGGUAAUAUUGGACAACCAGAUUAGCACUCCUGGUUGGUGCUGUAGCCGAUUUGAUGGUAACGGUUUCUUUGGAGACGAAUACUUUGAUCCCGAUGAAUGGAUUGCAAGCCUGAAAAUAAUGGCAGCAACCUUCAUCUCUUCAAGCAACGUUGUUGGCAUGAGCCUGAGGAAUGAACUUAGAGGACCAAGGCAAAAUGUCACCACGUGGUACAGGUACAUGCAAAUGGGAGCUGAAGCAGUGCACUCUAUGAAUCCCACUAUUCUCGUCAUACUUUCAGGCUUAGAUUAUGAUAAAACCCUCACCUUUCUAUACGAUAAACAAGUGGAGUUGACAUUCAAAGGGAAGCUUGUUUUCGAAUUGCAUUGGUAUGGUUUUUCAGAUGGCGGAAACUGGGAGAGUGGAAACAUCAAUGUUGUGUGUGGAAAUAUAUCGAAUAGUUUGUUGGUUAAAGGUGGUUUUCUACUAGAGCAGGGCUGGCCCUUGUUUCUGUCUGAGUUUGGGGUGGACAUAAAAGGUAACAAUCCAGGCGACAAUCAUUUCCUGAGCUGCUUCCUGAGUGUGGCAGCUGAACUUGACCUAGACUGGGCCAUCUGGGCAUUACAAGGAAGCUACUAUAUGAGAGAAGGUCAGGUAGAUUUUGAUGAGACCUAUGGCGUGCUAAGUUCGGAUUGGAGCAAGCCAAGGAACCCAAACUUUCUACAGAGAAUUUCAGCAAUACAAUCUCCUUUCCAAGGCCCAGGUCUUUCUGAUAGUUCGCCUUACAAUAUGAUAUUCCAUCCACUGACCGGGCUCUGCGUCCUGCAGAACAACUUGAAUGGGAAACCAGUUCUUGGUUCUUGUUCUGAAUACGAGGCCUGGAACUACACAACAGAACAACAACUAGUGCUUAAGGAUUCAGGACUAUGCUUGAAUGCUGAGGAUGAGGACAAUGAGGUAAAGUUUGGAACAAACUGUGAAAGUUCCAGUUCAAAGUGGGAGCUUCUAACAGAUUCACAGAUGCUCUUUUCGACGAAAACUGGUAAGGAUGGCAACAUCGUAUGCCUGGACAUAAACCUUAAUAACACCAUAAUCACUUCCUCAUGUAAGUGCCUUGUUGAGGAAGGGCCAUGCAGUGCUGAAAGCCAGUGGUUCAAAAUUGUUUAUAGCAGUAGAGAAGGUAGUUCAUCUUUUCCAAAAUUGCUUUCGGUUUAGCCAAGCGAACUUGCAUUCCUGUUCGGUUGUUUUUUAUGAUUUUUGUUGAACGUUUUUUUCUUUUGUAAAAUUCGGAGUUGCCUCAGAAAUAU